Molecule: messenger RNA, 10897 nt
Organism: Meleagris gallopavo (turkey)
Lineage: Eukaryota; Metazoa; Chordata; Aves; Galliformes; Phasianidae
Source: RefSeq, a predicted model, not a curated record
AUGCCUAGAGAAACGAGCGGUGGAAAAGGACCUUUAUCCUGCAGGGAAAUUGGAUCUAGAGUACUAUGUCACACUGGAUAUUUGGGGAGGUAUUGGAAUAGGCUGCCUCGGGAGGUGGUGGAACGCUGGGAUACCGCUCUCAGCCAUAAGGGUUGCGUGGUGCGGUGUGGAGCAGGAAGACGAACUCGAAGAACACUGAGGAAGGUGCGCUCACGCUGCAAGCGAUUCCACGACCUUCCGAACGAGCAUCAACGCAACGCCAAGCAACAGCAACCCCAACGCGGACACUACGCAUGCGCCCUCCCGCCCCUCAGCCGCGCGCAGCUCAACCCGCUCCACCUCCCGCACAUGCGCACUCUCGCCUCCCUCGCCCAGCCAUCUAAACCUCAGGCUGAGAGCACUGCGCGUGCGCAGCGGAUGCCAUCCGCGGCUCUCGUUGACCAACCAGCGGCGCCUGUCGCCCUCCCUCCACGAGAGGGAGGGACUGGUCCUCCGCCAUCCCAUCAUGCAACGCGAGGGCGGCGGCGGCGACAGCGACGGCGGUGGCGGCCGCCAUGUUGUGAUGAUGACUUUGAUCAGUUUGAUAAGCCUGGUGCAGAAAGAUCUUGGAGAAGAAGAGCUGGAGAUGAUGAGUGGGACAGUGAACUUGAAGAUGAUUUGCUUGGAGAGGAUUUGCUUGCUGGCAAAAAGAAUCAAUCAGACUUGUCAGAUGAAGAGCUGAAUGAUGACCUCCUGCAGAGUGACAAUGAAGAGGAACAAGAAUUUCGUUCUCAAGGUGUCACUGUUAGCCUCAAUGCUACGUCUGGCAUGUUUACAUCAUAUGAACUCUCUGAGAACAUCAAUGAUCCAUCAGUCGAACACGAGUCUGGGUACAACCAAGGAGAAGAUGAAAUCGGUUACGACAAAUCUGAAGCACCUGAAGUGUAUGCUUCAGAGUAUUCGGAGGAAGGACAUUACGAAGGCAACGAUCCUGAACUGACAGAAGACCAAAUAGAAUAUGGGGAAGAGCCUGGAGAAGAUGAUGAAGUGCUAGACCUUGAAAUCAAUGAACCCCUAGAUGAAUUUCCAGAUGAAGAUUACAUGCAGUCAUACAAUCAGCAAGCAAUGGAAGAACAAGAAGAGUAUACAGCUGAUGAGGAGCUGGAAGAAUCCCAGACAAUGACAAAUGAAUCUGAAGAGGCAGCUAUUGAAUCUCUGGAACUUCAAGAAGAAACAAAAGAGGAAUCUGAUGAAGAGGAAGAUGAUGAUGAAGAGUCUGGAAGAUUACGUUUCAAAACUGAACGGAAAGAAGGAACGAUAAUUAGACUCUCAGAUGUGACAAGAGAAAGGAGAAACAUUCCAGAAACUUUGGAACUUUCUGCAGAAGCCAAAGCAGCAUUACUUGAAUUUGAAGAAAGGGAAAGGCAGCUUAAACAGGGGCGAUACGGCUCAAGGAGAGGAGGGCGAAGAGGAGGCUCAAUUAUGUGCCAUGGAAUGGGAGAACAAAGGAGAGACAAUGAUAGGGGAAGAAUGAAGGAUCACAGACCUGUACUGCUGCCAAACACACCAUCGACAAUGACUCAUUCACAGAGGUUAAUUCCAACACACCAGCAACCUGUUAGGAGUCUGUUCCAGCACCAGCAGCAGCAACAACAACAGCAGCAACAGCAGCAACAACAACAGCAGCAGCAGCAACAGUUACAAUCUCUGCUUCCUUUACAGCAUCAGCAUCAUUCUUCUCCUCCUCCAGGGCUACAUAUGCCCCCUCAGAUAGAAACACCUAGAAUAAUGAUGACUCCACCACCAGUGACACCUCAGCAACCGAAGAAUAUACACAUAAAUCCACAUUUCAAGGGAACAGUAGUGACGCCUGUACAAGUGCCCUUGCUGCCAGUUCCAGCCCAGCCAAGACCUGCUGUAGGACCCCAGAGAUUUCCUGUCCCUCCGGACUUCCAGCAGCACACACCUGGACCUGUUCCUACCAACUUCUCCCAAGCACCACGACUGCCAAUGCAGGAUCAGUGGAGGGGGCCACCUCCCCCUCCUCCACCUCUCCCUCCUCCACCUCCUCAGGACAGAGACCCUUUUUUCCUAGGAGAUCCAAGAUUUCCCAGCCAUCACUUGUUUGAGCAGCGGAGUCCCCCACCACCACCGCCUCCCCCGCUUCUUAACAGUCCGCACCCCGUCCCUACCCAGAGCCCGAUGCCCUUCAGCCAGCCCGGGCCGGCGUUCAGCCAGCAAGGACAGCAGCCUGUAUUUCCCAGAGAGAGGCCACUAAGGCCAAACAUACAGCCUCAAGGUCCGGUGGGAAUUCUCCACUUCAACCAGCCGGGUUCAACAAAUCCACGGCCCUUCAUUCCUCCGAGACAGCAGUUCCUACAAGCCCCAGGACAGCCCUUCCUCACGGCACAUGCACAGCCUAACAUGCAGGGUCCCUUGCAUCCUCCAUUGCAGCCUCAGCCACAGCCUCAGCCUCAGCAGCACCAUCACCAGCAGCAGCAUCAUCACCAGCAACAGCAGCAGCAACACCAUCAUCAUCUCCAAGGGCCACCACAGCCCUUGAUGCCCAUGAACCAACCACAGUUCAGGCCUCACAUACAGGCCUCGCCGCAGCAGCCAAAUAACAACAGAAUGCAGUGUCAGCAGCGGCAGGGUCCAAUGAAGCCAAGGCAUAGCACACCCUCACAAAAUAUUGUCAAGCGUCCAAAUCAGCAGCUACAGCCAACUGCUCCAAGAAAUAGUAACUUGCGGGAGUUGCCCAUAGCGCCGUCACAUGCCCUGGAAGUGAGCAACAGCAGGCGAACCUCUGCUCCAGCUGCUCAGGUCAAACCCAUUACCAGCACAAUGUCUGCCUCCAAGACUGUAGCUGGUGGUGGAAACCCACAGGGAAGGCCUGAGAUGAAAGCUAAGGCAGUCACACCAGUGGGCCAAGCGAAACCAGAAGUAAAAUCAGAACCAGAGUAUCCAGAUGAAGACGAAGAGACUAGAUUGUAUCGUUUGAAGAUAGAAGAGCAGAAACGUCUAAGAGAAGAAAUUCUGAAACAAAAGGAGUUGAGACGACAGCAGCAGGCUGGUGCUAGAAAGAGAGAAUUGCUAGAAAGGCUUGCACAGCAGCAACAGCAGCAACAGCAACCUUCUAUGCAGCAAUCCUACAUGCAACAGGACGAUGACUCUUCUGAGUACCCUACCAACGGCAAUCCUUACAUACCCCACUCUGGCUUACAGACCAGGCAAAAUGUGAAAAACAGACUUCUUGUUAAAAAGCAAGAUAUGGUAGUUCCAAAUAUUCAGCCCAAACACACAGACUACUCGCAGGUUGGGGCUAAUACGCAGUAUCAAGGACAGCAAAUGAAACCAGUGAAACAGCUGAGGCAGACCAGAACGGUAUCUUCCAGUCAGCCUCAGGCAUCGCAGAAAGUGUUACAGACAAAACCUGCUGCAGCACCGCUGCCCACCACACAGACUGCUAGAGUGGCUUCCGUACAAGCAAGGCCACAGGAGAUGAAACCUGGCGUGAAAAGAACUGUCAUGCAGCGGACAAACAGUGGUAGUGGAGAUGUGCCCCAUGGCGGCAGCAAAGUCAGGGUGAUUAAGUUGUCAGGAGGGCAGGGGGGAGAGGACGCUGGCUUUUUUCACCCAGAGGGCCAGCCCCAGCGGCCUCAACAACCUCUGGAGCCGAAACAGCAGCCAGUGCGGAAGGUCACAUUGACAAAGGGAAUGCAACAGCAGCAGCACCAACAGCAGCAGGCACUGAUCCGUUCAGCAGCUCCUCAAGGGGUCAAAAACAUCCAGGGAAUCCAUCAACCUAAAAAGGUCAUUAUGCAUGGGAGAGGCAGAGGAGUAGCAGGCCAGAUGGGCCGAGGACGCUUGAUGCCAAAUAAACAGAACCUGCGAGUGGUGGAGUGCAAACCUCAGCCCUGUAUUGUGUCAGUUGAAGGGCUUUCUUCAUCAACUACUGAUGUCCAACUGAAAAACCUGCUGAUGUCAGUGGGACCCAUUCAGAGUUUACAGAUGCUUCCUCAACAACGGAAAGCCAUAGCGAAAUUUAAGGAGCCAGCACAUGCUUUAGCAUUUCAACAGAAAUUCCACAGGCACAUGAUAGAUCUGUCCCACAUAAACGUGGCACUGAUAGUUGAGUGAUGUCUGCUGAGAGAAUUACUUACACUACCAGAAACAUACUGUGGAGCAACACGGGACACAGUGACAAAACUAUCAGGUUCUGAAACCUUUCAGCUGAGUCUUUUAAUUGCCAUGUUGAACUACAGAAGCAGCAAGGUGUCCUUGAGAAGAGCUGAACUUGAGAGGAUCUACAAAGGUGGAAUUUCUGUUCGGUUUCUUCAGAUUCUGUUGUAACCACAUGGAGCUACAGUUUUGUUUUGUUUUUUUUUUCUCAAAAAGCUACAGUGCAGGUAGACACUGUUCUUCAAGAUACUACUUUGUGACCAUAGUGACUGAGAGAGAACGUUUACACCGAAAGAUGUACAAACUUUCUUCAUAGCAAAGAAUAUUUGAUAAUGGUUGCUCUUAUCUUCAAUGUGAGGUAUUUGAAUGAGAACUCACUUUUCUAAACAAAACACAUUAAUUAUGUUGUAUAUCCAAGAGCAUAGAAGGUAUUCUUGCACAGGUUUAAACGUGGUCUACUUCAUUGAAUAGAAGUAUGCUGAGAAACUUUGGAGGUGACACUGGAAAACUGUAGUUUCUAUCUUUGUAAAUAUGUUAAGUCUAUCUCUGCAUUUUCUAUUCUAAUACAGACUUCCAUUUUCUCCUUCCAACUCCACUUAUUCCAUAAAACACUGUGUAGGAAUAACAUUGCUGUAUUUUCCCUUGGUUUUUAAAAACAAGGAUCUUUGCCAUUCAGUAGCAUCCUGGGGUAGUUAACUCCAAGUUGUAACUAAAUUGUUUUUAAUGAUGUUGCCAGCUACAAGGAAGAAAGAAGUAUUUAGUGGCUCACUUUAAAAAAAAAACAAAAAGUUAUACAGGAAGAGUGGUGUAUUCCUAAUAGUUCUUUUCGGCUAGUGUUUCGUAAUUACCUUAUGCUUUAUUUGGAUUAGGUUUUUUUUUCCUCUUGAGAUUUACUUUGUGACUAAUGCUGAACCAUAAGAAACCCGUUAACUGAAAGGAUUUGGUUUGAUGUGUUGUUCCCAAUGCAUACGAGACUAUAAGGACAUUGUGAAUCUGCUGGUGAACGUGGCAGUUCGCAACAGUAUGUGCAAACAUUAAGGAGCUUAUAUUUUAUUCAAAGCAAAAUCCAUGUUUCCUUUUGGUUAGAACCAUUUAGAUGGUAUUGCCAAAGGAACAGUUUUUUUUCAGUUACUUCUGAAUAAACUUCUUAAAAUGUCAUCUUUAUAUUGGGUUGCAGUUUUUUAAUGAACAUUUCCAUAGUUUUUAGACUGUGAGCUUUUGCUUCACCCUUUAUUUUAGGAAUACUCGUGAGCAUUCCACCUACUAUUGAAUGGGGGGACUUAAGCCUACAAAGUUCUGGGUUUUUUUGUUUUUUUUUUUGUGUCAUCUGAGCGACCACAGAAGAGCACCAUUGGUAUGUAAUGAAACAACUAUGAGUGGGGUCCAAAACAGGAAAAGGAUGAACUAAGCAAGUUUAUAGUAGCAUAGAUAUAUAUAUUUUAAGAUCAAAUGAUAACCAAAGUCACUAAUACCUAAUUGGCUUUCUUACAGUUUUGGUCCAAACUUUGAAUUAAGUAGAAGUUGCUAAAAGUAAUGAUUGAGUAAUAAAUACCACCUAGUCCUCUAGGUAAGAACUGCUUUUUGUUCACUGAAGUAAUAGAGUAAUGUGGUGCUUUUAAUUGCACUGGUGAAAAAAUGUAAAGAAUACAGUUAGCCCAGUUACAACGUAGUGACGAGGCACAAGAACAUCAUAAAAAUAUUCAUAUAGAAGUGAAUUUUGUACCUGUUUGUGCAUUUCCCCUCUUAUGCAUAACACUUAAUGUUUGGCACAGUUAUUCUACAUAUAGUAGAAUAGCUGCUGUUAGUGCUUCACUUAGACCUAAGCCCAGGACAGGGAACGAGUCACAGGUAGGAAGCACCCGGUGGAAGCCAACUGAAGACCAAUGCCAGGUGAUUGCAGUGACCAGCCCUGCUAAGUGCUCUUUAGUUCCUCACUCCCAUGAGCACUGGGACCUCUGUGCUACUUCCUCAGGUUAUGUAAUUUUUAUUUUUAAAUAAAUGUUUAUAUUUUAAAACGAGUCAUUAAACAGUUAUUCACCCCACUGUUAAGACAGCAACUUCUCUGUACUUAGGAGAACAGAAAGACGUCUAGGAAUGGAGCAUUAAUAGUGUGUGUCUGGAAAUCUGUGUUAGGUGCAAAUGCCAGACAGGCCAGCAGCUGAGUUCAGCAGUAGGAACAUCUGCAGUUGAUCAGCUGUUCUGUCAUAAGCAAAUGUUGUUGGGGUUAGAGGGUUUCUUGGAGCUGAAGGGUAUGGGUUUGAUUCAAAAGUCAAAGAAGUUUGUAGAACUUUGUAGAAGUUUGCUUCUGCUUUGGGUUUUGAAUCGAUCCCAGAGAGGCUGAGGUUCAGCCAACCUAAACAAGUUUUAUGAAUUUUUAUUCAGUUGAGUUUUUUUUUAAUGUUUUUAAACAUUGACAAAAGUGAGUGGCUUUGGAACAAAGACUUGAAUUGCCUCAGAUCUAUUUAAAUGUAGGAGGCGAUGUAAACAAUGCUUGUUUAAUGACUAGGUGGGUUGUCUUUAAAGGUGGUUGCAGUAGAUUUUUGCUUGUGCAUAGACAGUACAGACAGAUUGCUGGUGAUUUUAACUGCUUAUUGCAGUGGCUGAGUAUCAGAACUAUAUGUAAACAUGAUGUAUGUAUGUCUAUAUGUAUUUUAUUAUACACAUACAUACACACACUCCCCCUGUAUUGUCACCGUAUCUUUCCAGUAUCUUAAACUCAGUAGCAAAAGUAGCAAUUAGGCGAGUCUCUUGUUAAAAUGUUUGUGUUUUGUUAGUUCUCAAAUCCUUCCUUAAAACUGACCUGUUGGCAAAUGAGCAGUUUGAACGAUGCAUCUCUUCUAGUUCUUUCUGUUAUGUCUCCUCCCAAAAAACCACCGAGGAAGCAGAGGUAAAGCUAGAUGGACGUGUUAUUUCCAUGUUCUCUUUCAGCACAUAGUUAAAUCUGAACAUCUUAAGUUAACUUUCUUGGAAGAUCUGUUGCAACCAUUAUCUUGUUCUUUCUUGAUCAUGCAUUCAAAAUACAAUGCAAAAUGCAAACAAAGCGUUUAAUGUAGUAUGUAAAUAUUGAACUUUUGGAAUUAAAAUGUUACUCGAAGUGCUUACAGUCAACCACAUCUUAGCUAUGUUAGUUUUUGUGUUGUCUUAUCUAAGUUUAAUGGAUAUGGUUCCAUAAAUGUUGAUGUGUUUUCGUGUAUAUCUUCAAAUUUUUAUAAAGAUGCUAGUAAGUCAAUACGUAUACCCUGAUCUGUGUAUUAUUUGUCCACCAUUUUUAUUAGAGUAGUUUUAUGUUGAUUUUAAUAGGCGACUCCAGUAGGUCUUAUAUGGAGCCAACUUUUUUUUUAUCGCUUUGUUUUCAUCUGUCACACUGUAGCACUGGAGAAUAAUUCACUUCAUGACUAAUCAUAUUCUGCUUUGACUAAAAAGAUUGGCCAUACGAUGUGGUAUUUUAGUAGAAUGUUAUACAUUAAAAAAAAAAGGGUUUAAAAAACAGCUCUAUCUUUUAAGGGGAAAGAGAGUACACUGUCAGACUGAGGCCUGGGCUUUAGGUUUGUUUGGUUUUGCUGUACCAGUACACAGACAGGUCUGCCUUGUAAUUCUGUUCUCAAAGUUUGGGCUGUUCUUGUUUUACACAUAAUUCAAGUUGGUCGUGUAACACUUGUUUGCAUCAUAAUGUUAGCAGCUGAUUGUGGCACAUGCUGUAUGGUGGAACCAACUGGAGUGUUUGAAGAGCUUGGUGUAAUUGCUGCUAGGUGGGAGGAGGACAGGUCCAUAGCAUCUUCACAGCUAACAGAAACUGCCACGCUGAUGGUUUUUCUCCAAGUAGUGAUGGAGAGUAAAUGUAGACAGGGUGAUGGUUCUCAGCCCCCCAGAUAGCUCCUUCAUGUAAGAAGAGUAAACACUGUAAAUACUGGCACCCUGUGUGCAGAGUAUCUUCAGAUACAGAACUUAUUCUCCAAUUUAAUUCUCCAAGAGAAUUCACUUCAUAUUCCCCAAAGAAAAAAAAAAAAAGGCCAUCUAACCACUAAAGUGUCAAUCAGAGGAAGCAUUUUAGUUCUUCAGUGUUAGUCUUCCACUGUAAGGGCUUAGAUCAGGUGGUGGUGGUUUUUUUUUAACAAAACUAGGUGAGAACAUGUGCACCUUGAGGUCCUUCGUAAGUUUUUUUUCUUUACAUAAUCUACCUAUUUGGCAUGAGAAAAAUCUUUUCACUUGGUGCAGAGAAUUUUUAAAUGUAGGAUAUCACCUGGUUAGCUUUACAUAGGGCAGUUACUGUAUGCACUUCUGUACUUACAUGAAGUAACUGUGUGUAUGCAUGUGUGUGUGGGUGUGAUGCCCUUAUACUUGGGGUGAGAGGGCGGAGGGAGGGUGUGGGUUUCAUGUAUUGGUUUUGCCUGUUUGACUUACUGGAGGGAUUUCCUACAUUUGUUUUCUGUUGUAGUAUUGUGUCGUUCUGUCCUUCCCCUGCUAUCAUGGUUGUUGCCUGGGUUGUUGUGAUGCUCAAAGGUAGAAAUCUGGCUUUGCGUGCUCACUGUCCAAGAGACGUUUUUGUUCAUGCAGACAAACCUUUUUGAAAUCAUUUUUUGUGCUUUUUGAUUUUUAGCAGCAUGUUGGAUGGGAAAUAAAUGUGAAGGAAACAAAUACUGAAUGGAUUGCAGGAAGUUAGCAGUAUUAUAAAGGGUAAUGGGUCAUUCAGGGUAAACGGGGCUUUCGUUUCAGUGCUACCUCAAAUAUUAAUUAACUCAUAACCAUAGUACUGGAAGUAUUUGAUCUUUAAUUAGUAAGAAAUCCUAAGGAUUUUAUGUAAGGGUUUUUUGUAACCCGCUUCUUUUUUUUUAACAUGAAGAUGAUUUAUUAUCUACAUGAGCAAAGGGCCUUGUGUACAAAACCUGAUUCAUAUUGGAUCCUUACGUAUACCAUCUUCUGGUAUCAUACGGUUGGGAAGGAUCAUUUUGUUCUUUGUAAUGCUGCUUUUUUAGGGUUGGUUUUUAUUUUUGUUGUUUAGUUUCUGGUUUUAACUACAACAAAGUCUCCUUUUUCUAUUUCUGUGCUUGCUUUGGUGGAAUGUACGGUCCCUAUUGCACUAAACGAAACCUCAAGGGGGAAACCUAAUCUCACUGGGCCUUCUAGGUGCCUGUGUGGCUUUCUUACUACUUGGUCAGACACAUUUUCCUGACUAACUGGAAAUGGGCCUUGUAUGUACACAGGUUUUCAACAGGUUUACAUUCCUUUUCUCAUGAAACAACGCUCAGGUUAAGCCAUUUUUUUAACCCUCUGAAUAAUUUCAAUCAGUGUUACAGAUUAAGCCUAUUUGUGUAAAGGAACCUGUGCACAGUUAAAAGGAGCUGUAUUGCAAAUGCUGUGUGUAGUUCCUUGGAAGAUCACAAUUUGAACAGAACGUUGCUGUAUUAAUGUUACAUUCAUUCCGUGGCUCAGAAUUCUCUCUGCAUACAUCUAAUGGUUUUUAACACGCCCUGUAUUUUUUCCUAGCGUCUGCCAGACUGACUUUGGAACCUCAGAGUUUUAUUUCCAUGCAUAUAAUAAUAAAAUUGUUUUUUUUUUUUUUUGUCAGGAUUUCUUUUCCAGGCACUGACACUUUUCAACUGCUCAGUUUUCUAAUUAAUGCACAUUUUCACUUACAGAUACACCAAAGACGAGAUGCCAAUGCUAAUUUAUUCACAGCUGAUCUUCUCUGCCACCUAAUAUAAUUUUUAUUGAUACAAGGUGCCCUUAGAAUAAGUCAAAUUUCUUUUCUCUUCAGGUGCUCUUUUCUCUGCCCUGUGCCAUACCUCAUUUCCAUCUCAUUUGCCCCCUUUUUUCCAUUCCCACGAGGGUAUUUGUAUCCUUGUUAUGUUCUUGCUCUUUUGAUUCCACGUUCAUCCCUCUCCCUCCAGACUUUCUCCUAUCCAACUGCAUAGCACUCUGUCAUUUGCACUAUUCUGUUUUCUUCUCACCAGCGGCUCUUUUGAUACCUGAAGCCUAAAUCUCCCACACGGAAGCGUAAGCAGCCUGUAUUUUUCUUUGCAGACUUGCUUACAGUACCUAAAGUUGAGGCCUCAUUUGCAGGUGUCAGACCUUAGGAGAUGCUGCCCAUCCCAAAGCUCUGGACAAAUAACAAUUUUGCUUUGCAGUUUUACUGACGCUGGAGAAUUACAGAGUUUUUGUACAUGCUCUAGCAUUUAUGCAAGCCAGGAGAAACAGGAUUAACAACUCUUUCAUCCUUUUUGCUUUUUCAGGAGUUCUGUUCUUGAAUUCAGUGAUAGUAAUAGCACUUUUUUAUUGUCACUUAGUAAUACAAGCACUGCCGACACAAUUCUACCUCCUAUUACUAUUACUGAAUGUGAUCCUUCCUAACCUGUAAAGUCUGAAAUGCUGUGUACAUUUAGGUGUAUUGAGAAUCAGAGCAUGUCGCUCUAAUCUGGAUGGCAGUUUGUUGAUUAGCAGUUCAGAAUAUUAUUCCAUCAGCCGACUGUAUCAUUCUGACUCCACCUGGGGUUCAUCUGCCUCAUGUUUUCUACAGCAUCAUCUGCACACUUUAUUUCUUGAAUGUAAAACUGAGCUAUACCAAACCCUCCGCUGGCAUAAGAGAUCUUUGUCGUACUUAUUUAAGUGAAUGUAAAAGUGACAACACAAAAAUGAUCUCGUGCAAGUUCUUAUUGCCUGUAAUUCCAUGUUUAACGUGUCAACGUGCAAAUAUAUUUAUUGUACCUGAAAAUAUGUGAAUAAAACUUUAUCUUCUUCA